This is a messenger RNA of Drepanopeziza brunnea f. sp. 'multigermtubi' MB_m1, 600 nucleotides long. RefSeq lists its product as uncharacterized. Gene Ontology annotation, molecular function: peroxiredoxin activity. NCBI's taxonomy places the organism in Eukaryota, Fungi, Ascomycota, Leotiomycetes, Helotiales, Drepanopezizaceae. The record is from RefSeq and is a predicted model, not a curated record.
AUGCGUCUCCCCUAUGUGGAUCCCAGCACCAUCACCGACCCCGAGCGCAAGGCCGUCGUCGAUCGGGUCCGCGCGCGUCGAAACCCCCGUCCCCUGCAGGCCCUCGAUCUCGCCCUGCUACACUCCCCGGCCGUGGCCGACGGCUGGAACAGCUUCCUCGGUGCCAUCCGCACCAAGACGUCCCUCGGUGACGAUGUGCGAGAGAUUGCCAUCUGCCGUGUCGCCGUGGUCAACGAGGCCGGGUACGAGUGGACGCACCAUGCCCCUCUGGCGGCGGCGGCCGGUGUCAGCGACGAGGGCAUGAAGGUCCUGGCAGAGCGGGACUUGGGACACAGAACGGGCGGCCAGGGCUUGACGGAGCCGCAGUGGGCCGUGGUGAAUUUCACGGACGCCAUGACGCGGGAUGUGGCGGUCCCGGAUGAGGUGUUUGCUGGGCUCAAGAAGCAUUUCUCGGAUCAACAGGUGGUUGAGAUGACGGCGACGGUAGCGUGCUAUAAUUGCGUUAGCAGAUUCCUUGUUGCGUUGGAUGUCGGAGAGAAGAAUGGUGUCAAGGGCUCGGCCGUGUCCGGUGUCAUAUCGAAUACAACUACUACUCAUUGA